UGUUAAGCUCCCCUUCGCUUUGCUCCUGUAGUGCAGUCCGGACAUGGCCGAAAAACACAUGUGCACCGACCGAAGCAAAUCCGCCUGAUAACUUUACCGUUUAAACGGGUUGUUUGAGGUUUAAACGUUGGACAUUCCGCGCGACGUAAAGGACGAUAAGAAAUAAAAUCAACAGGUCUGAUCUGAACUCGCAGGUUUGCUGAAAUGCCUCACAGGAAGAAGAAGUCCUUCAUAAGCAAGAAGAACGCUGUGUCGUUCCACCUGGUGCACAGAAGUCAGAAGGAUCCAUUGGCGGCGGACGAGAAAGCGCCUCAGCAUGUCCUCUUACCUGCCUCAAAGAUCGAGACAGAGAAGAGAAAGGAGGAGCAGCGGAAGUUCGGGGUGUUUUUCGAUGAUGACUACGAUUACCUGCAGCACCUCAGAGAGACGGCAGUGCCCACAGAGCUGGUCUCCGCCCCACAACCUCGCCAAGACACACGAUCUGUGACCUUAGAGGAGGAGGAGGGCGAGGAAGAGGCGGCCUCAAUCAACCUGCCUUCAUCUGUGUUUGCGUCAGAGUUUGAGGAGGAAGUGGGUUUGUUAAACAAAGCAGCUCCUGUAUCAGGCCCGAGGCUGGAUUUGGACCCAGACAUCGUGGCGGCGCUGGAUGAUGACUUUGACUUUGAUGACCCAGAGAACAUGCUGGACGAUGACUUUGUAGUCAAGGCCAAUGACACAUUGCCAGGAGACGCCAACACAGGAGAUGAAGGUGACGAUGAUGAGUGGACGGAUGAGGACGAGAGUGUAGAGGAAGAGGACGAGCAGAACUACGACUCGGCAGGUGGCCUGUCGGAAGACGGUGACGAGUACGAAGGUGGCGAACGUCUGUUUGCGUUCAUGGACUGUGAGACGAAGAGCCGCUUCACGGAAUAUUCACUCUCCUCCUCCGUCAUGAGGAGGAAUGAACAGCUCGCGCUGCUCGACGAGCGCUUCGAGAAGUUCUUUGAGCAGUUUGAUGAUGAUGAGAUUGGUGCGCUGGAUAACGCAGAGCUGGAGGGCUAUAUUGACCCCGGCAGCAUGCGGCUGGAGGAGGUCAUAAAGGACUACUUCAAACAGAAGGAGAAAGAGUACCAGAAGCCAGAGCAACUGGGUCCGGCUCAGCUGCCCUCAGUGAAGGAAGAGGAGGAGGAGGGUGAAGUACAGGAGAUGGAAACGCUGGUUAUUGAAGAGCCGCCUGUGGACAAAUGGGACUGCGAGACCAUCAUCAGCACAUACUCAAAUAUCUACAAUCAUCCAAAACUGAUAGAAGACCCACCUAAGCUCAAGCAGAUCCGUGUGUCCAAUAAGACUGGAAUUCCUCUGGAUGUUCUGCCUAAAAAGGGGCUAACAGCCCGACAGGUGGAGCGGAUGGAGAGAAUAAACGACUCUGAUCUUCCCAGAGCUUCCACACAGCCUCGUUCAAGAGAGGAGAGCAAAGAGGACCGCAAGCUCAGAAAACAAGCUAUUAAAGAUGAGAGAAAGGAGCGCCGGAUGGAGAAGAAGGCCAAUAAAGUGGCAUUUAAGCAAGAGAAAAUUAUGCAGGAGAAGCAGAUGGUUAGCCUGAGGGCUAAUGUACAAGGCAUGAAGCUGUCAUAGCCUCAAUGGACACCGACAAGUGGGACUUUGGAGGCGUUUUGUUCCCUGUAUGAUUUUCACAGAAUAAAUAGGUGUUUUCAUUUGGUGGUGCAGGAUUUAAUACAGACAAAAGCAGCUGCUGUGCAGACAUGGCCUGUUGGUGGUCAGACAUACAUCAGAGACUGAAUUCUCUCAGUGAGGGUGGUUUGAUUUGUUGGAUCGGCUCCUUUUAUGAGGCCUUGCUCAUGACCUCAUGAUAUAAAGUCAGUUAAUAGUUAAUUUGAAUAACAUCUUAUCAGGGAUUUCAAUCUGUGUCUUCACUCCACCCACUUCUUGUUUAUUACUGGAAAUCAAACCCGGGACAAUCUAGAACUUUGAGUCAAAGUUCCAUAAUGGAACACUUCAGGAGUUUUUGAUUAUUACAUCACAAUGAGCGUGUCAUAAUGGGCGGAGCUACAGUUCUGAAAGUGUGCAGGUUUUUUAUGGUGGUUGUUAAAGCGAUCUGAGUAUCUGUAACACUGGUUGCCCUUCAUACUGAAUGGCAGAAAUGUUCAGUAAACAUGAAUUAAAACGAAUCAUCUGUUUGAGAAUCUGAGACAAGAACACGACACAAGCUUUAACAUGACUUUCUAAGGAUGAAUCUGUUUAUAGCACAAAACAUAAAUCUGGACAUACAUAAGAAACUCGUAAAUGUUUACAGUAUAUCAGAGAGUAUUUCUUAGAUCGGAGUAUGGUCUAGAAAUCAGGUUGAGAGUGAGCUGGAUUUUAGCCUGGUGAUCAGAUUUCUCAGUACAUAGGUACCCUUGCUCUGAUUUCUUUCGGAUUUGUUCACAUUGUCACAAAGUCUCACAACG
This is a messenger RNA of Pygocentrus nattereri (red-bellied piranha), 2447 nucleotides long. RefSeq names its product LTV1 ribosome biogenesis factor (gene ltv1). Gene Ontology annotation, cellular component: cytosol; nucleus; preribosome, small subunit precursor. The record is from RefSeq and is a predicted model, not a curated record. Lineage: Eukaryota; Metazoa; Chordata; Actinopteri; Characiformes; Serrasalmidae. Gene Ontology annotation, biological process: ribosomal small subunit export from nucleus; ribosomal small subunit biogenesis. The transcript is spliced from 11 exons. The coding region runs from base 205 to 1614 and encodes 469 amino acids.